Messenger RNA from Synchiropus splendidus (mandarinfish), 2462 nucleotides. It is a transcript of the gene miga1, whose product is annotated as mitoguardin 1. Bases 224 to 1981 code for a protein of 585 amino acids. Gene Ontology annotation, biological process: mitochondrial fusion. The transcript has 16 exons. The record is from RefSeq and is a predicted model, not a curated record. NCBI's taxonomy places the organism in Eukaryota, Metazoa, Chordata, Actinopteri, Syngnathiformes, Callionymidae.
UGUAGUGCCAAAGACAGCCAGUGGGUGGCGCUGUAGAAAGACGACGCCACCUCCGCCGUGCUUUUACUGUGAAGGCGCCGCGAGCCUGCCCCGCGCGAGUCCUUCGCGGCGGUAGUUGAGGUCAGCCGGCGGACCGGCAACUCCCUGCGUGAAGGAGACUCCAAGUCCGAUCACGAUGGCGACGAGGUUAAAGCAUCUGUCAAGACAUGGAUAGGCCGCCACAAUGACGCAUGAGACCCUCACGAGUGCCCAGCUCUCCGUCAAGGCUGCGGCCCUGCGCAUGGUCGACCUGCCGCUCUCCGUCUAUGGCUCUCUGGCACAGGUGAGCGUCAGCCCCGGCACUAAGAAACUAGUAGCCGCCACCGCGUUCUGCGCCUUCUCGCUCUUCUUCCUCGCCCGCCGCUUCCAGCGGAGGAAGGGCAAGAAGAAGGCCAUUUCUCCGGAGUGGGAGCCUGCCGUCUUCCAGCUCUUCUCCACAGUAGAGAACGACAAUACCAGUCAACAGAUCACACUUUCUCUCAACUCCAAGAGUGCUUCUGGCUUGGGCCUUGACUCGGCCGAUCACAAGGACUUGUCCGGGUCUCUUCAGAGUCUGGCCUCGCUGAAGAGCGUCGACUCGUCCAGCAGCAGCACGUGUGCCGACGGUUCCACCUGCUGGGACCGGCCAAGUGAUGGCGACCUUUGCAGUGUGGUCAACCUGCCCAUCACCACGCCCGAAAACCUCUACCUGAUGGGGAUGGAUUUGUUCGAGGAGGCUCUGCGGCGGUGGGAGGAGGCGCUGACGUUCAGGUGCAAACAGAUGGAGGAUGACGUGAGCUGCGCCUCCAUGAAGUCCGGAGGGGAGGAGAUCGUGGAGCAGAACAUGGAGGUACAGGAAGCGAUCAGCGCCGAGUUCCUGCACCGACUCAAGUCUCUGCUGCAGAGAGCCUAUCGCCUCCAGGAGGAGUUCGAGGGAGUGAUUGGGGCGUCGGAGUCUUCGUCCAGCACCAACAGUCAGGGUGGGUUGAGCAGGGAAGAGCUGGACGACGUUUGCAUCAGAGACAGCAUCAGCAUCGCCUCCAACGACUCGUUCGUCUCGGCCGCCGAGACGGAGCACAGAGGGAUCCGGACCUCCUUCAGUCUGGGUCACCACCCGUUCUACGAGGAGGCGCUGCCGAUGGCGGAGGAGGGAAAGAUCUCCUGCCGUGUGCUGAGGACGGAGAUGCUGGACUGCUACGGUGACGUGGACUUCCUGGCCAAGCUGCACUGUGUCAGACAAGCCUGUCAGCUGAUUCUGUGCGAGCGGACGACAAGGGCGUUUCUAGCUGAGACUGGCAAGAAAAUUCUCUCCUCCAUUAUCGUGAAAGCCAAAAAGAGCCCAAAGAAAUUCGAGGAGGUGUUUGAGGAGAUGAUUUCCUUCGUGGAGCAAACCGAGCACUGGGAGAACACAGAGUUGGAACUCGCCACCCGAGGAGUGAAACACUUGAACUUCUACGACAUCGUGCUGGACUUCAUACUGAUGGACUCGUUCGAGGAUCUGGAGAACCCUCCAGUCUCCAUCCAGAGCGUCAUCAACAAUCGCUGGCUUAACAGCUCCUUUAAGGAGACGGCGGUGGCGUCCCGUUGCUGGUCCGUCUUGAAGCACAAGAGGCAGCAUAUGAAGGUGAGCGACGGCUUCAUCGCACGCUUCUACACUCUGUGCGAGCACAUCAGUCCAGUCCUGGCUUGGGGCUUCCUUGGACCAAAGAGCUCGCUGCACGAAUUCUGCUGCUUCUUUAAGGAUCAAGUCCUGCACUUCCUGAAGGACAUUUUCGACCUGGAGAAGGUUCGCUACUCGUCCGUGGAGGCCCUGGCUGAGGACAUGCUCCACCUGCUGCACCGGCGCUCCGAGCUGCUGCUGGCGUACAUCAGCGCUGACUCGCCCUGCAGCAUGACCGGGUGCAGCGCCGCACAGGCCCAGGUGAUGCCUGGCGCCGCCCUGCUGGAGGCCCGUGUGCAGUGAGACGGGAACUAGAGUGGGAACACAGACGGCGACUCAUCUGCCUUCACUCUGGAUCACAUGGUCACCGUGCCAUACAUGUGCAUGCUACUGUGUCGUCGAUGUAACGCAGCAAUAACUCGUGUUCCAACAGUAUUUAUUUUACUACAAAGCUCUUUAUUUUUAGAGUCGCCGUGGAAGUGCGUUUCACCGUCAGUGUGGUAGUUUAGAUGUUCGUGUCGACAUCAACAAUGCAAAGCUUGAUCACCGAGCGGCUUUUAAACAUGUAAAUACGGAGGUGGGGAAAAAAAGGGACCUUUACUUUGCAGGGUGAGAUUUUUGUCAAGCCUUAUCUGACGGCACUAUUCAAGAGGCAUUUAGAAACAGUUCACGUGAAAGGUUGUAGUUAAGACGCUCAUUCAGAAAUUUAGGAACUACAACUGUCACACACUAAUGAACUUGGAUUCAUAUCACCGUUGACCAUCAAUAAAAUGUCGAGAAAUGA